Messenger RNA from Beauveria bassiana ARSEF 2860, 2568 nucleotides. RefSeq lists its product as uncharacterized. The transcript is spliced from 3 exons. The record is from RefSeq and is a predicted model, not a curated record. The coding region runs from base 1 to 2568 and encodes 855 amino acids. Lineage: Eukaryota; Fungi; Ascomycota; Sordariomycetes; Hypocreales; Cordycipitaceae.
AUGGCUCCGCGAAAACGGCACCGUCCAAACCCCAACGACGUCACGGCAAAGUUGCCUCCCACCACACAAUCACAAGAUAGUCUACCACGGCCCGCCCACGCAUCUGCCUCGGAAGACGCAUCACACUGCAGCCGACCCAUGCCCCAACAACUUCCGGAGAACAGCCAUGGCCAAGAGAGCGCAUCUCAUCUCUUACAUCACAAAACAGUUCGCAAAGCCCAGAGCUGGUACGGUUCCUGGCCACGGCCGCCCAAAGCAUCAGCCUCACUGUCCGUAGCGAGGGAAAAUAUUCACGGCGACACGUUUCGCUCUAAAGCCGCUGACCUGACACGCUUCGAGUCAAAGAGCAUCGACGACACCGCUAGCAUUCGCAGCAAGCUGAGCGAAUCCGCCGCGGCAUCGGACCAGGCAAAGUCCAUGGCCCAGUCCGACUCGAAACCAUCCCAGAACGAGCCUACGAAUGGGAAUCCGACGAUAGCAAAUGAUACUAUACCUGAGCAUUCAAAACCUGACGAUAACAAAACUGCCCCGGAACCAAACGGUACGACUACUACUGUUACCGAGGCGGUGACUACGGACAAUUCAGAAGACAUUCCACCAGCACCCACACAACCACAAUCCGGCUGGCUAGGUUGGCUCACAAGGACAUCUGCCACAGUUGUAGAAACGAUCCCAGAAGAGUCGCCAGAGCCCCCUCGACCAUCUACACCGCCUGCACAAAUCAUCGUCACCGCACCCACUGCCCAAUCGGAGCCUCGGCAACCGACUACAUCUUGGUUUGGACUGUGGACAACCACGACGCCACAGGCCAUGGCAUCCGACUCGGAAAAGAAGCCGGCUGACGAUGCCCAGAAAUCUGACACAGACGUAGUCAUGAAGGAUGCGCCCGCACCCGCGUCUGCGCCGGUGCCGGCACCGGCAGUGCAAACGCAAGAACCGGCGCCUAAAGCUGGCUCAACCUGGGCAUUCUGGUCAAAAGCUACACCAAAUCAAAAAGAAAGGCCCUCAGCGCAAGAGGCUGGCGAGAUCGCAGUCAUAGGAGAAGGAUCAGAGGCUCAUCCGCUGCCCGCGACUCAGAACAGCGUUUCGUCUGAACCCGGCACGGAAAAGGGCAAAGCCAAAGACUCGAAAUCGACAUGGCGGAAGAGUAAGCGCUCAAGGCCAGGCUCAGUAGACGAGGCGUCAUCUGCAUCGCCAGCUGGUAGUCAGCUCCAUCUUCCGGAAGCAGGUGGUGGAAAAUCAGACCAAUCUGACGCAGAGAGUCGCAAGUCUGUUACCAAGCCAGAACUAUCCAAGUCGACGGCAGAAAGCGAAACCACUGCCAAGCACCCCCCAAACCUUGUGCUGCCGACCUUCGCCAGCACAUACCGCAUGAAGGAGAAUCCGUCUAUCUUGCAGCAAAUCACCAAUCUUCUCCUCAGAACAUCGCAGCCCCCCGCCAAUCACGUCUUUCGCGUGCAGGAGACUCCCAAGAUCAAGCGCGCCCUCGCCAUUGGCGUUCACGGCCUGUUCCCCGCCACGUACCUCCGGCCUAUGAUGGGGCAGCCCACGGGUACGUCGCUGCGCUUCGCCAGCCUGUGCGCUGACGGUAUCCAGCGCUGGGCGGACGCGCACGGCUGUGGCGACUGCGCGAUUGAAAAGGUGGCGCUCGAGGGUGAGGGCCGCAUCGGCGACCGCGUGGAGAAUUUAUGGAAGCUACUGCUCAACUGGAUCGACCAGAUCCGCCAGGCGGACUUGAUUGUCGUGGCCUGCCACUCACAAGGCGUGCCUGUCGGCGUGAUGCUCCUCGAUAAGCUCAUCGACCUGGGCAUCAUCACCGAUGCUAGGAUUGGCGUCUGCGCCAUGGCAGGUGUCGCACUGGGGCCGUUUCCCGACUACAAAACGAGUUUUCUUAUGGGCUCCGCCGCCGAACUCUGGGACUUUGGCAACCCAAAGAGUGCCAACUCGCAGCGCUUCGAGGCGGCGCUGAAGCGGGUACUGGACUAUGGCGCGCGCGUGACGUUGAUCGGAAGCAUUGACGACCAAGUCGUCCCCAUGGAGUCCGCCGUGUAUUCUCCCGCCUCGCAUCCGUACAUUUACCGCGCCGUCUUUAUUGACGGCCGCAUCCACGCGCCCGACUUUAUCGCGCAUCUGAUCGGCUUCGCGCUGAAGCUGCGCAACCUGGGCAUCAGCGAUCACGGGCUCGUGCGGGAACUGUCGCUCGCGCUCGCGGGCUCCCUGUAUUCGGGUGAGGGCCACUCGCGGCUGUACUAUGACGACGCCGUGUACGACCUCGCCAUUGCGCACGCCCUCGAGACGACGGACGUACCGAAGCAUACGGCGCCCUGUCGCGUGGAGCACCGCACCGUGCCGACGGCUACGCCGACGGGGGCGGCUCCCGCGCUGGCUUCCCCGAACCCGUACGUGCUUCCGUGGAUUAUGCGCGGGCUGCUCGAGGAGGAUUUUGUCAAGACGGAGCUGAGCGCGGAGACGGAGGAGCUGCUUAGGCAGUUUGACGACUGGAAGCCGAGUAAUAAGGCGUUGAAGGAUGUCAAGUAUAGACUGGAAGCGGUGCGAUCAAAGUUGUGA